Molecule: messenger RNA, 831 nt
Organism: Ochlerotatus camptorhynchus
Lineage: Eukaryota; Metazoa; Arthropoda; Insecta; Diptera; Culicidae
Product: fas-associated death domain protein-like
Exons: 2
Coding region: 31-816 (261 amino acids)
Biological process (GO): signal transduction
Molecular function (GO): protein binding
Source: RefSeq, a predicted model, not a curated record
CACAAUAUUCGGUUGAAAUAACAUAAAACAAUGGCAACUAGCCUUCUGAAGGACCGUCCUCUGUACGAGCAACUGUGCAAAGAUUAUCUUAAUUUGAAAAUCAUCGUUGGAAAUUGCUGUGUAAAUCAACCGGAACUAGUACCGAAAUACAAAGAUGUUUUGAAGCAUGACGUUAAUUCCGUUAGAAAGAUGAGUCAAGUUGCAGGAGCGGAUGAUCUGUUCCUCCUGUUGGAGAGGAGAAACUUGAUGAGUAUGAUAAAAGUGCAGUUAAUGAUAAAGUUAGAUCCCGUUACGGAGGAUGUAGAAUUUUCGAAAUAUUUGGAAAAGUAUCGACAUGCUUUGAAGCAACAUUUUGCUACAAUUAGACGGUUUUAUCUGGAAGAUCUUCGCCAUCGUGACCGACGAACGCUUUUAGAGAAGGAAAUCGAGCAAGCUAAACUUGGCGCAUCGGAAGAAGAACCAACCAAGGAUGAAACGACGGUUAAAAAAGACACGCAACUUCGUAUGCCUAGCUCGGAUCACACUUCGGCAAAUCAGUAUUCGCGCCACCGGCAGAGCAUAUUUAAUCUAUUAACUAAGGAAAUUGUUCGCAAUUGGAGUACGUUUGGACGGUUCAUGCAACUGAGCGACAGUAGCCUAGAGGAGAUUGAAUUCCGUCAUCCUAGAAAUGUGAAAGCAAUAGUCGGCGAUAUCCUGGAGACGGCCGAAAGGGAGCAGAACGAGAAUGGACGGGAGUUCGUGGGUGCACUGCUGGAGGCUUUGGUAGAAUUUAGGCGAAAAGAUUUGAAAAUUAAAAUUGAAAAGAUGCUGAGAUGACAAACAUUAUUGUGC